UUAACAUUAUAUUAAAACCAUCAAUUUUCAAAUAACAAUUUAUUUCAAUGACCCAACCUCAGCUUUCAAACCAAGCAUUGUUCCUAAAUUUAAACACCGCCAUCCACCCAAAAGACAUAAUUGGGGAAUUUAAAGAUCGCUUCCAUCCAAAGGAUUCUAUAGAGCUCCUUUCGAUGCUGAAGACUGGCGUAAAUGAGAUUCCUGAAACAUUGCCUUCUUACACACGCGUUCAGCAAUACUUGGCGAUUUUUGAGGAACCGUCAUUUAUCCGGUCCUGCGAGAGGUUGUUCUUAAGGCAGAAGAAGCAAGCAGACACCAAUGACCCAAGUCCUAAUACUGGAUACUCUAUGCGGGAUUCAACCCUUCAGAAACGAAAGGCCUCAUGUUCAACCGCAGUGGAAGAUGUAAUUGAUCAGGACAAUUGGAAUGUUGAUCAAAUUUAUUUAAGAAAUGGAGACAAGACAGUAGGCCACAUUAUUAAGAAGGCUGCUAUUGAACUGAUACCUCUAUCUGGAGACAUUUCUUCGGACCAACGCAGGAUUUUGACAUUGGGAUUGUCGUCAAUCCUUGACCUCACAGACCGUUCAGUAAAGGGUCAAUUAAAAUCAUUGUUUAAGGAAGAAGAGCAGAAUGAAAUAAUGGAACGUUUUAAGCAUCUGAAGCAGUAUGACUCAAAUACCUCUUUCGUCUCUGAGGAGCUCGAUAUGCAUCUAGAGCUUAUGCAAAGGAGCCUUGUAAAGAGUCAACUUUCAGGUGCAAGGUCCUACAUUCUGCGUCAGAUUCUUUGCAGCACAGAUGAGAUGACAAGGGACCUGAAUGUUCUUCAACACAUCAUUGAAACGCAUUUAUUCAAUGAGCAUCUCUUUACACCAUCAUCGACAGCAAAAAAGAAUCAGGACAUUUCAGAAUUGGAUUAUCUUGCGGAUAUUUGGAAGCCUCUAUUUUCAAGGCUCUUUGCUGGUUCGGCUGCGAAGAUCCGCAAUAAGGGCGGAGAGACUACCAUGAUCCAAUCCAAUGAGGAAAAACGUAGGAUAUACAAUGAUGACACGGCCAUCGCCUUCAAGAUCGACUGCCGCAUCCUGUUGGACCACAAUGGAAAAGAGUACGAUCUUGCAUCUAUUGAGAUCGCAAAGAACACGGGCAGAAGUAAGAUCUGCUUCGAUGGCGCAAAGCUACUUCGUGAAGCAAAAUCGAUCACGAAUAUGCUAGCGGGCAUAGUUGCGGAUGACGACCAUUUUCUGAAGAAUACAACAGCAUUUGCAAUACAGAUUGGCGGUCUGUCAGGUGCUAUUUAUUCACUUCACCUCGUAGCACCCACUCUCUAUGUCGCAGUGUUUGAGGCUUCUCUGCAAUUCCCAGCCACCCCCAGCUCUUUAGAUAAACUCAAGCCUACCUUGAACGCGCUUCUCUGGUUAAGAAACAGGCUUAAUGAAGGGGGAAACCAGGUCAGGAGCACACUGUCAAGAGUGGAGACAAUCGAGGAUGUUCUUACUCAACCAUCCGGAAAUAUCGAGAGCCACUCGAGGAGAAACUGGAUCAACGAUGUUUUUUAUACCCCUCCAAGUGGUAAAAAGAUCCGACUUCUCGAUGGACUUGUAAAGCCAUCGGUAACAAACUUGACAGAGUCGUUCCUGGCCGCAGCAUCUGAUAAUUCCCACAGCUUCCCAAAUGUUGAGUUUAAUGAAGACGGUUGGGGCCGUGUUUAUCAUGGCGGUUCGUUCCGGUGGUUUAAUAUCCAUUUGAAUAAGUUCUCAAGCACUUAUGGUGGCAAAUCACCCAGUCUUUAAACC
This is a messenger RNA of Lobosporangium transversale, 1790 nucleotides long. RefSeq lists its product as hypothetical. Bases 48 to 1787 code for a protein of 579 amino acids. The record is from RefSeq and is a predicted model, not a curated record. The transcript is spliced from 3 exons. NCBI's taxonomy places the organism in Eukaryota, Fungi, Mortierellomycota, Mortierellomycetes, Mortierellales, Mortierellaceae.